GAUCUGGAAGCUUAACCUUCAUUUCCCACCCGGAGCUUCGCCGGCUUCUAACCACGGCCGCUCUCGGUGAGGAAACUCUGGCCUCCGCUUCCUCCUCCUCCGACUCGGACACCGGCGGAGCGUCGCCGCCCCCGCGGAAGAAGCACCGAGCCUCGGCGGUGGAGGGAGCAGGAGAGCCCGGGGCUUCAGCAGUUUUGACAGGCCUUUCCGGAGUUGUCCUAGGACGCGGUGCACACUCUCAAGCCACCUCUGCCAUCCACUUUAACCGAAGUGUUGUCAACAACCUCAGCAGCAGUAUGCAGGCAAACGGGGCUGGACAAGGACAAGAAUCCUCGGAGCUCUCUUGCUUAAACAGCGCACAAAACGGGGAGUCCUCCUCGGUCGGAGGAACUCACUCAAAUGGGCUUCUCUCCAGCACAGAUAACGGUAAUAACGUCGGUACCAGUAAUGGAUCUUCAGUAGGGCCCUGCACGGGGACUUCGGCUGCUUCUACGGCCUCGAGUUCGGAGGUCGGCUCGUUGAAAAAGAAGAAACGACUAACGCAGGCGGAGGAAGAUGUCAUACGAUUAAUAGGGCAACAUCUCCACGGACUAGGACUGAAUCAGACGGUGGACCUGCUGAUGCAGGAAUCAGGCUGCAGACUGGAACACCCCUCAGCUACCAAGUUCCGCAACCAUGUCAUGGAGGGGGAGUGGGACAAGGCUGAGAAUGAUCUCAACGAACUGAGAGCAUUGAUGCAUUCUCCCAAUGCUAUUGUGCGUAUGAAGUUCCUGCUGCUGCAGCAGAAGUACCUUGAGUACCUGGAGGACGGAAAAGUCUUGGAGGCUUUACAGGUCCUCCGGGGAGAGCUGACGCCACUCAAGUACAACACAGAUCGCAUCCACGUACUCAGCGGGUACCUAAUGUGUAGCCAUGCUGAGGAUCUUAGGGCCAAGGCAGAGUGGGAGGGCAAGGGCACGGCUUCACGCUGCAGGCUGCUGGAUAAACUACAAACAUACCUGCCUCCUUCUGUGAUGCUGCCCCCUCGUCGACUGCACACCCUGCUCCGGCAAGCAGUGGAGCUGCAGAGGGACCGCUGCCUUUAUCAUAACACCAAGCUGGACAAUAACCUGGACUCAGUCUCUCUCCUCCUUGAUCACGUCUGCAGCAGGAAGCAGUUCCCAUGUUACACUCAACAGAUUCUGACUGAGCAUUGUAAUGAGGUGUGGUUCUGCAAAUUCUCAAAUGAUGGCACCAAGCUAGCCACUGGCUCCAAAGACACUACUGUCAUAAUUUGGCAAGUGGACCCGGAGACCCACCAGCUGAAGCUGCUGCGAACCCUGGAGGGUCAUGCAUACGGCGUCUCCUACUUAGCCUGGAGUCCCGAUGACACCUACCUGAUCGCCUGCGGACCGGAUGACUGCUCCGAGCUCUGGCUCUGGAAUGUUCAGACGGGGGAGCUGCGGACCAAAAUGUCCCAGUCCCAUGAAGAUAGUCUGACCAGCGUGGCCUGGAACCCUGAUGGCAAGCGCUUUGUCACUGGAGGACAAAGGGGACAGUUUUAUCAGUGUGAUCUGGAUGGCAACUUGUUAGACUCCUGGGAGGGUGUGAGAGUGCAGUGCCUGUGGUGCCUGAACGAUGGCAGGAUAGUGCUGGCCUCAGACACCCACCAGCGUAUCCGGGGGUACAACUUUGAGGACCUUACGGACAGAAACAUAGUUCAGGAGGACCACCCUAUCAUGUCUUUUACUGUUUCAAAGAACGGAAGAUUAGCUUUGUUAAAUGUAGCAACUCAGGGAGUGCACCUGUGGGACCUUCAGGACCGGGUGCUGGUAAGGAAGUACCAAGGUGUUACCCAGGGCUUCUACACAAUCCACUCCUGCUUUGGAGGACACAACGAAGACUUCAUUGCCAGUGGCAGCGAAGACCACAAAGUAUACAUCUGGCAUCGGCGUGGUGAACUUCCUAUCGCUGAGCUCACAGGCCACACGCGCACCGUUAACUGUGUGAGCUGGAACCCGGCCAUCCCAAGCCUCAUGGCUUCUGCCUCCGAUGACGGCACAGUACGCAUCUGGGGCCCUGCACCCUUCCUCGAAUCACAAGAGGCAGAUGGGCUCAACGAAAACUGCAGUCACAUGGACAGUUGAUGGUCACUAAUAGAGCAGAAACCGUGUCUCUAACAACAAACAACAUCCCACAGUAAAACACAAUGUUCAUGGGCGAAGAAAACCCAGCAUCCACAUAUUGCAAGAGAAGAAUAACCAACAAAAAAGAGAAAACAUACGGAAGAAAAUUGUCUCCUGACUGGCCUAGAAAAAAAUAGCGAGUGUGAAGACGGACCGAAAACUCGUCUUCAUCCGAAAUCCGAUUCUGACCUAAAGGCCUGAUAAAUGAGUCGGCGCCCAGCGGGAUACUCCCUGGAGAGCUGCAAUGGCUGUUCUCCUCUUCCAAGCAAACCCUUCUUCCUCCAUGUCCCUGCGUGGUCACCACCCAUGCCAGAUCCUCACAAGUUUCCCAGGAAACCCACCUCCACCUGGAGCUUGGAGCACAUCAAGUCCCCGUGAUGCCUCCAGACAGACACCGCAGAUCAGCCGUCUGCUCACUGGACUACAUCUGUGUGCCUGUCUGUCUCUCACGUUACCUGUAUAAUGUCUCCAUGGACUUGGGGUGGGGUCUUGCUGGGGGAGGAUGGUGCAUAGAGGGGGGAUAUAGCAACUAUUCUGUAUGUAUGUUUUCCUCUCCCCCUCUUUCUUGCUAUAUUAACAUUCAAUCUUUUGGACAAAGGCUGAAAGUCCACAGUGGAAACAUUGACCGACCAGCUGAAACACAGACAAAAAAAAAAGGCUAUGCUAAAUGUUGGAUUUUUUUUAUGAUAGUCAUAGGGUUUAUUCUCAUUUAAGAGGUGAAUCUUAGCAAGUAGUGCCCUUGGAAUGCUUUAGUGUGAAGAUUCCACUUUUUGUUUCUCAACAUUAGGAAAAAUAAAACCUUUUUAUUCCUUAAUUUAACUGCUAAAGGACAGUUGCUGUUCUGUUUCCAACUGACAGUACACCCCCCCACCCCCACACCGUCUGUCGAGCUAGCUACCGCACAACUCCAUUACAUCUGCCUAAGAGGAGGACAGAGGAACUCACAGUUCACAUAUCAUCUGCGAGGAGGGAGGGGUGGGUCAUUCGUUGUUGAUAAGGUGGCGUUUCCACUAUCAAGACAUACACUUUGACCUUUCUCAAGAGACAUGCUUUCAGAUGUGAAAAGUGCAACUUUUAAUGCACAUCAGUGACUGCUGUUCCUCCUCUGUGUGAGUGUGUGAGUGAGAGUGAAUGAGCGAUUAUGCAUGCACACAUUAGUAUGAGAGCUGACGUUACUGAGUGCAGAUUUAAUUGGCGUGUGCUUUGUGUGUGUGUGUGUGUGUGUGUGUGUGCGUGCGUGCAUGUGUGUUCAAUUCGCACCAGCAGAUAAUCCCCCACCCUCUCUCCAAUUCUCCUAAUCCCAUGUUAAAAUUGUAAAGAGGAUUUUAAAACCAGUUCUGAGUUAUCCAAAGCCCCAUAGGGACCUCUAUCUGUGGAACAAAGAAUACUUGAGAGCCAUUUUGUAAAAGAAAGUCAUUUUGUUUGUUUUGUUUUUUUUAAUCUGGGGCUUUAAUUUUUACAUUCAGAUUUCUUUCUCCUUUUUUUUUUUUUUUUUUUUUUUUCUCCCUACCACGUGGCAUUUAAGCGACACUGAACCAGUGACAUCUGCUUUUUGUGGGUUUGGGGAGGAGAAGGAAAUUACAAAAGAGCAAUUCGAGCGAGACAUGUUUCUAAAAAGCUGUAAAGUGUUGUUAUUAGCAAAGAGUAAUUUCUUAUGAGAAGUUAAUGAUUGUAAUUAAUGGACGUGUAGUAGGACAGCCCCAGAGAGGAGAGGCACCAGUACCCAGAUCCACGCUUUGAGCGCACAGUUAGGGAGUGUUGUUGCAAUCCUGGAAACGCACACAAACUGCCUUCCUGUUUAUACAGUUGCACACAAACCUUCACUAUGUACGCAACCCCCCCCCCCCCCC
Pelmatolapia mariae (spotted tilapia) is the source of this 4015-nucleotide messenger RNA. Its product is annotated as WD repeat-containing protein 26. The record is from RefSeq and is a predicted model, not a curated record. Lineage: Eukaryota; Metazoa; Chordata; Actinopteri; Cichliformes; Cichlidae. The transcript is spliced from 14 exons. Gene Ontology annotation, molecular function: protein binding. Gene Ontology annotation, cellular component: GID complex. Gene Ontology annotation, biological process: proteasome-mediated ubiquitin-dependent protein catabolic process. Bases 297 to 2126 code for a protein of 609 amino acids.